AUGAGUUCGCCCCUCGCCGCGGAGUUGUCUGAGUUGGCGGUGGUCCCCGGGAUUGCGGCUGUCGGCGCCCCACGCGCUCACCGCGCUCGGCUCCCGGGGCUGCCGCCCACGCUUGAGCACUACCGCGGCGCCGGGGCAGCAGAGGUGCCGAGCUUGCGUCCCCGCCCCAAGUCAAGAGAAAGGAGGGUUGUCCCCGGCCGAGGCGCUCGGCCGCGCGGUCUGCCGGCACUGUCCCCCCAAGCCGGUCUUCUCUCCAUGGCGUCUCAUCAGCAAACCCGGAUCCAGGCUUACCUGGAGAAGAACAAGAUCGGCCCACUGUUUGAGGAAUUAAUGACCAAGUUAAUAACUGAGACACCUGACCAGCCAAUCCCAUUUCUUAUUGACCAUCUUCAGUCUAAACAGGGAAACCGUGGACAGCUUCAGAGAACUUUGUCUGGUUCUGCAGCUCUCUGGGCAGAAAGUGAAACAUCAGAACAUAAAGGAACAAGAAGGGAUUUCAGAAAUUAUGAUAAACCCUGGCAACUAAAUGCGAAGAAGCCUAAAAAGUCGAAAAGUGACAUUGCUGUGUCUAGUAUUUCUCCACCAUCACUGGAAUCCAAAUCAUUGCCAAGGUCAGCCGAGCAUCCUAAAUGGAACUGGCGGACUAAACCUGAAAGCCGUGAUUUUGAUGAAUUAAACCACAUCCUUCAGGAGAGCAGGAAGCUGGGAAAAGCCCUUGAGAAUCUCUCUCGAAGUAUUGCAAUUUCAGAUGAACUUGAUAAGGAAACAUUGGCUUUUAAUUCAUCUCUUCUGCGACCCCGUGUGAUUGGAGAAUGGAUUGGUCGAGAAGAAAAUGAUGCCGAUCCAUUAGCUGCGGAAAUGCUGCAGCCCCCAAUUCCAAGAAGUAAGAAUGAACAGUGGGAAAGUGAAGACAGCAGCUCUAGCCCUGCAGGAAGUUUAAAGAUGGAACUGAAGACUAAGGGAUUAAAACAGCAGCAACAACAACAUAAGAAACUUCUGGCGGCAAUGCUCUCUCAAGAUUCUUUUGAAUCCAUCCACAGCCCUACCCCAUCUGUAGCAGAAGAAGAUAUUGAUAAUGAAGAUGAUGCAAUGGAAUUGCUGGAGGAUCUUGAUGACUUACGAAUGGAGGGAGUAACUACUCUGGUGCCUUCUGGGAGCAAAUUUAACCAAGGUCGUACUCCCUACCCUGCUGAACCUCAGGCCAAGGUCACACUGAACAUCUGCUCAAGGUGUGCCAGGCUUCAAGGAGAGAACCUGGCAGAAAGGACAGAAGAAACAUCACAGAUGCUUCAUUCUCCAGAUGACCUAAUCCCAGAUUCUUUGGAUUCAUUACCUGGAACUGAAGAGGCCCUAAUGGAGGAAGGUGAAGAAUUUGAGAAAGCAUCUAAAUUAACAGGACAUGGAGAAGCUUCCAGUGGGGGACAGUCAUUGAAAAACUACAUGGAAGAAGAUGAAUCCUUAAAGCAACUGCAAGUAGUUCAUCAACCAUGGAUCUUGCCAAGUGACACAGAAAGUGAAGGAGUAGAAACAGAACAAGAUAAACGUUCUGCUGAACUUCUUCUUUGUGUUCCAUGCUCUUCUUGUCCUUCACUGGUCUACUCUGGUAUGUUUGCUUCCUUGUAUUAGGGCAUUUAAUAUCACUGUCAGAUAACUAUGGGUUCUAUCUACGACUUCUCAAAGUUCACAGCCCUCUUUACCUCUAAAGAGAAAAAGAUAUUUUCCCAGGUACCCUGCAUGAUGUUUCCUUUUUCUUUCUAUGGAGGUUCGUAGGUGUCAGGAACCUCACUGAGUCUGUAUUCUCCCAUGACAAGGUGGUGGGAUGGGGCUUUUGAACA
Molecule: messenger RNA, 1835 nt
Organism: Loxodonta africana (African savanna elephant)
Lineage: Eukaryota; Metazoa; Chordata; Mammalia; Proboscidea; Elephantidae
Gene: C14H8orf34
Product: chromosome 14 C8orf34 homolog
Source: RefSeq, a predicted model, not a curated record